UUCUCAAAAACAUGAUGUUGGAAUGAAAUCCACUGCAGUUUGCGUUUCCGUACCCAUUACCCCUUCUCUCUUUUUCUUCUUCAUCUUAAAAUAUAUAUAAAAAUAAAAUUAAAUAAAAUAAAAAAUUACCGACAAAAUUAAUUCUAGCCCUCUUCUUUCACACCCACUUUCUUUCAUUUUCUUUGAAUAAUUUCUGAAGAACUCUACAUCGAAUCUUGAAUUUUUGUAAGAUGAUCUGGGAGUAAUGAACUCGAAUCGAGUAUCAAACUUAUAUGGAGUUAUGUGUUCGGUGGGGGGUUGCUAAUGGUAGAUUUCAAACAUUGGUCCGCCUACGUUUGGGCUGUUGCAGUAAUGCCGGUCCUCAUUGAAGGUCUCCCGGAUGCUGUUGCCAUCAGAUGUCUAGCUCGAGUCCCAUUCUACCUUUUUCCAAAACUAGAAACCAUUUGUCAGUCCUGGCGGGAUGCAGUUCAGAGCACCGAGUUCUAUAAAGCUCGUGAAGAAGUCAAGGCAACUGAAAAUCUUUUAUGUGUAUGUGCUUUUGACCCGGAAAACGUGUGGCAGCUCUAUGACCCAAACCGAGACAUUUGGAUCACUCUCCCAGUACUUCCUUCAAAAGUUAAAAAUUUGGCAAAUUUUGGGGUUGUUUCAACUGCAGGUAAAUUGUUUGUUUUAGGUGGUGGUAGUGAUGCAGUUGACCCGUUGACUGGGGAUCAAGAUGGCUGCUUUCCAACAAAUGAAGUGUGGUCAUAUGAUCCAAUCAUCCGCCAAUGGGCCCAAAGGGCUCCUAUGAUAGUUCCCCGGAUUAUGUUUGCAUGUUGCGUGUUGGAUGGGAAGAUACUGGUUGCAGGAGGCUUCACAACAUCCUGGCAAUCGAUCUCGAAAGCAGAAAUUUAUGAUCCCGAGAAGGAUGUUUGGGUUUCGAUUCCCGAUCUUCAGCGCACUCAUCGCUCAGCGUGUUCUGGGUUAGUAAUAGGGGGUGAGGUGCAUGUGGUGCACAAGGGUUUGACUACGGUCCAGGUGUUGAAGAACACAAAGGAGGGGUGGAAGGCUUACGAGCAUUCGUGGGUUCAGGGCCUGAUGACCGUUGUUAAUGGUUCGUUAUACGUGAUGAGCCAUGGACAAAUAUUCAAACAAGAGAAUGGUUCAAGGAAAGUGGUCACUACAGCUUCCGAAUUCAAGAAAAGAAUCGGGUUUGCUAUGAUAGGCUUGAGGGAUGAUAUCUAUGUGAUCGGAGGUGUCAUCGGGCCUGAUGGUUGGAAUUGGGAUAUCAAAAGGAUGUCGGAUGUUGAUGUUUUGACACUUGGCAGUGAGAGACCCAUCUGGCAGAAAGCAGCUUCGAUGACUCAGUGUAGGGGAACGAUUUUCGGGUGUGCUGAGCUGAGGAUUUAGAUGUUUUCAGGUUCCUGUUGUCUUUUUAUCUUUUUAUACUAAUGUUGAAGGUUCUAAUUCUCGAAAACCAUAGUAUCGUAUUUUACUUGUUUAAUGGUGUAUACAGUAUAUUUUCGUUGAUCAAUCUAUCUAUUCGAAUCUAUAAUAAGUUAAAUAA
Messenger RNA from Erigeron canadensis, 1546 nucleotides. RefSeq names its product F-box/kelch-repeat protein SKIP30-like. Bases 304 to 1389 code for a protein of 361 amino acids. Gene Ontology annotation, molecular function: protein binding. NCBI's taxonomy places the organism in Eukaryota, Viridiplantae, Streptophyta, Magnoliopsida, Asterales, Asteraceae. The record is from RefSeq and is a predicted model, not a curated record. The transcript has 3 exons.